Molecule: messenger RNA, 2127 nt
Organism: Magnusiomyces paraingens
Lineage: Eukaryota; Fungi; Ascomycota; Dipodascomycetes; Dipodascales; Dipodascaceae
Exons: 1
Coding region: 1-2127 (708 amino acids)
Biological process (GO): amine metabolic process
Molecular function (GO): copper ion binding; quinone binding; primary methylamine oxidase activity
Source: RefSeq, a predicted model, not a curated record
AUGAACCGCCUAUCAACUCUUUCAUCUCACUUAACCUCCUCUUUGACCCCCCCAAGCCAUCCGCUGGAUCCCCUCACUCCAGCUGAGCUUGCGGCCGCAGUCAAAAUCAUCAAGACAUCCUAUCCUACACGCAAGCUUGGCUUUAACACAAUCACUCUUCGUGAGCCUCGCAAGGCCAAUAUGAAUGAAUGGCUCGUUGAUCCAUCUGUCCACGUUCCUCGUGAAGUUUAUUUCGUUCUCAUUGAAACUGGUGUUCCAGGUCUUAUUGAUGGUUACCUCAGCCUCACAGAUGGCCAAAUCAAACUCUUCAACCACCAGAAAAAUGCCCAACCAAUCAUCACAGCUGCAGACCUUGCAACUACUGAAAAAGUCAUCCGCACUGACCCUCUUGUAAUCGAACAGUGCCGUAUCUCAGGUAUCCCCCUAGAGGAUAUGCACAAGGUCUACUGUGACCCUUGGACUGUUGGCUUCGACGAAAAAUAUGGAACUAGCCGCCGUCUCCAACAGGCAAUCAUGUACUAUCGUUCCGAUCCUGAUGACUUCCAAUACUCCCAUGCCCUUGACUUCUGCCCCAUCAUUGAUACUGAGCUCAAAAAGGUCCUCUAUGUCAAGACUCCCACUAUCCGCAGACCCCUCUCCAAGGCCCCUCAUCCAAACUUCUAUCCAAAAGAUAUCGAGGCUGGCAUUGGAUACCGCAAGGAUAUCAAGCCUCUCAAAAUUACUCAGCCUGAAGGUGUUUCUUUCACCAUGAAUGGCAACGUCAUUUCAUGGCAAAACUUUGAGCUCCACAUUGGUGUCAAUUAUCGCGAAGGUCUUGUUCUCUCCAACGUCCGUUAUCAUGAUAAGUUCGAGGGCAGAACCCGUCCCAUCUUCCGCCGUAUCUCCAUGGCCGAUAUGAUUGUCCCCUAUGGCCACCCAGGAGACCAACACCCCCACAAGCUUGCCAUCGAUAUUGGCGAGUAUGGUUUCGGAAACUGUGUCAACCCACUCGGACUUGGAUGUGACUGCGUUGGCAAAAUUCACUACCUUGACUGGUCUUACGUUACCCGUGACGGAUCCAUCUCUACCGUCAAAAAUGCAGUCUGCAUUCAUGAGGAAGAUAACGGUCUGCUCUUCAAGCACGCAGACUUCCGUGACGAGUUCCAGACUUCCCUGGUUGCCCGUGCUCGUAAACUUGUCAUUUCCCAGAUUGCAACUGUGGGUAACUACACCUACUGUUUCUACUGGAACUUCCAUCAAGAUGCUACCAUUUCCCUCGACAUUAAGCUCACUGGUAUCCUAAACACCUACGUUGCCAAUCCAGACGAGAAAACAGAACCCUACGGUACCAAGGUUUACCCUGGAGUCAAUGCCCAAAACCAUCAACACAUGUUCUGUUUGCGUCUUGACCCGGAAAUCGAUGGAUCCGAAAACUCCGUCGCUAUGGUCGACGGUGCUACUCCUGAUAUCCCAGUCGGACACCCAGACAACAAGUACGGUAACGCCUUUUUCCCUCAACGUACCGUCUUUAAGACUUCAGGCGAGUCUAUGGUUGGCUAUGAUGGUUCCCGCUCACGCACUUGGGAUAUCUUUAACCCUAACAAGCUUCACCCAUACUCAGGCAAGCCUGUUUCUUACAAGAUUGUCUCUCGUGAAGUUCCUGCCCUGCUCCCUAAAGACGGCGGUGUAGUUGCACGCCGUGGAGCUUUUGCCAAACACGCCAUCCAUGUUGUCCCUUACAAGGAUGACCAGUUGUACCCUGCUGGCCAGCACGUUCCUCAAAGCUCUGGCUUCCCUCCUGCCGGGUUGCCCGAGUGGAUCGGCGACGGUACACAGAACGUUGACAACACUGAUAUCGUUGUUUUCCAUACUUUUGGUAUCACCCAUUUCCCAGCCCCAGAGGAUUUCCCCAUCAUGCCUGCAGAACCCAUCAUGUUGCUUCUGCGCCCUCGCAACUUCUUCCUCAUGAAUCCGGCCAUUGACGUGCCUCCCUCUUAUGCUAUCACAGCUACCGAAGUCCGUGCAAAAGAGUCGGGCGAAAGACAAAUGUACGACAAGGAUUCGGAACUCGCUUUUGGAUCUGCUGCUAUUGCCGCCGCUCCUUCCUCCACUUUUGUUCCCUCUGGUGGAUCUUGCUGCCCCAAAUAA